Molecule: messenger RNA, 1391 nt
Organism: Cuscuta epithymum
Lineage: Eukaryota; Viridiplantae; Streptophyta; Magnoliopsida; Solanales; Convolvulaceae
Source: the annotation of a GenBank genome assembly
CUAAUUUAAUUUGUUCAGAAAUGGUCUGGCGAAGUGUUAUUAUUAGGUGGGAAAGUACAAGUGAAGCUCAUAAGAAUGAGAGCCUCCGGAUUGGGAGUGGUAAGACAAAAAGCGUAGUUGAGGGAGGAUGCAGUAUUUAGGGGCGUCUUCUUUCUUUGAUUUGUAUUUGUAUAAUUGUAUCUGUAUGUAUAUAUACUACUAGUCAUCCCAAAGCAGAAAGCGACCUCAGGGAAAUAGACACGCAAAGUAAGUCUCAGAGGCAGUGUGAUCAUGGGUAACACCCUCCGAACUCUCGCCCCCAACUCCGAGCGACCCCAAGAUACCCAACCCGCCGCUCUGGACCUGGAAUCGCAAGCUCAAAACGGGCCCUUCACAUGCGAAAUCUGCGUCGAGCCGAUGAUCUUGCCCAGAAAAUUCAAGAACAGGACCAUCUGCUCUCACCCAUUCUGCACUGACUGUAUCGUCAAGUACAUCUCCGUCAAGCUCGAAGACAACGCCGCCACAAUUCAGUGUCCUGCUCUGGAUUGCUCCGAAUUUCUCGACCCGAUUUCAUGCCGGACCCUACUUGCCCCCCAGCUGUUCGUCAAAUGGUGCGACGUGCUUUGCGAGGCCACAGUGCUGGAAUUGGACCGCUGUUACUGCCCCAACCGCGACUGCUCCACGCUGAUCGUCAACGAGUGCGGCGGGAAUGUGAGGCGCUCCCACUGCCCCAAUUGCAAGAGGCUGUUUUGCUUUCACUGCAAGCUUCCUUGGCACGCCGGCUUCCGUUGCGAGGAAAGCCGCGAAUUGAGGGAUGUAAACGACUUAGCUUUCGGUGUGCUUGCUGAGCAGAGAAGGUGGUCGCGCUGCCCCAGGUGCCUUCAUUUCGUCGAACGCAUUGAAGGCUGCAAAAUUAUUCAUUGCAGGUGUGGCAUAAGCUUCUGUUACAGAUGUGGAAAACAGGUGCAUCAACAUUGGUGCGGAUGUGAUACAGCUUCAUGUUGCUGCAUAUGGACUUGGAAAAUCCUAAUGUUCUUUCUCGCCCUCAUGUUUUUCUACUUCCUCUUCUGGGGCUUCGGCAUGAGGCCCCCUCGCUUUGCUCCCUGAGUUGUGAAGUAAAAUGGCUGCCAUGUGAGACUACUGGGAUGGAUAACGUGAGGGACAACAAAUGGAACGGAGUUUUGAAGAUGGUAAAUCAAACCAGGGGGCCAACUUUAGGCUUUUAGCAUCCCUUCCACUCACGCACUAUAGUCUAUAUAUACUAAGGAGUAAUAUAAUACACAUAAUAAUAUUAUCAUAUUCCUACUACAUCGUAUUUCUGUACAUAGCUCUCUAUACUUGCAAAGUACAGAAUAUUAUAUUUAACUUAAAUAUUAAUCUUCGUUAUUAACUGCAUUCAAAGCAAAUGGUUG